AUGGUUUUGGGAGGCAUUCGUUACAGUACAGAAGUGAGUGUUGAUGAAGUGAAAGCUCUGGCUUCUCUAAUGACAUACAAAUGUGCAGUGGUUGAUGUGCCGUUUGGUGGUGCAAAGGCUGGUGUUAAGAUCAGUCCUAGAAAUUAUACAGAUAAUGAAUUGGAAAAAAUUACAAGACGGUUUACCACAGAACUAGCAAAUAAAGGCUUUAGGCCUGGUGUUGAUAUGCCUGCUCCUGAUAUGAGCACAGGUGAAAGGGAGAUGUCAUGGAUUGCAGACACCUAUGCCAAUACCAUUGGACACUAUGAUAUUAAUGUCCAUGCCUGUGUCAUAGGAAAGCCAAUCAGCCAGGGUGGUAUACAUGGUCGUAUCUCUGUUACAGGCCGUGGGGUCUUCCAUGGAAUUGAGAACUUCAUGAAUGAAGCAUCAUCUAUGAGCCUCUUGGGAAUGACUCCAGGAUUUGGGGAUAAGACAUUUGCAAUCCAGGGAUUUGGCAAUGUAGGUCUUCAUUCUAUGAGAUACCUUCACCGCUAUGGUGCAAAAUGUGUUGCCAUUGGCGAAAAGGAUGGUGCUAUCUGGAAUCCUGAUGGACUUGAUCCCAAAAAGCUGGAAGACUACAAAUUACAACAUGAGUCAAUUCUCACCUAC
Sceloporus undulatus (fence lizard) is the source of this 648-nucleotide messenger RNA. RefSeq names its product glutamate dehydrogenase 1, mitochondrial-like. Gene Ontology annotation, cellular component: mitochondrion. Gene Ontology annotation, molecular function: L-glutamate dehydrogenase (NAD+) activity. NCBI's taxonomy places the organism in Eukaryota, Metazoa, Chordata, Lepidosauria, Squamata, Phrynosomatidae. Gene Ontology annotation, biological process: L-glutamate catabolic process. The record is from RefSeq and is a predicted model, not a curated record.